AUGAAUCAAACAAGCCCUCAACAUCACAAGCAGCAGCCCUGGACACGGAAACCUGUGAACAGACCUGACCACCCUGCCGGUGCUCCUGCACCAAAACCUUUUUCCGCUCCGGUACCGUCUUCGUCUUCAGAAGAAGAACCUGGAUGCGCAAAACAAUUGGCUGCGGUCUGUUUCUUCUGGUUAAUCUUUGGAGGUUUCCAUCUUAUCGGUUAUUUAUAUUCGUUGGGAAAAAAUUAUAAAAAUAUAUGCCAAGCAGCUGAUCCUUUUAUUCUUGAAGAUGGAGUCAGUUAUAUUUUCAGUCCACCAACUCACCCGACCUGCGAAAGAUGCAGUACAGAUGACCGUGGUGAACAAAAUUGUUUUGAUGACUGCUUUGUUUAUUCUGAUAAUAGACACUGUCCAUUGACAAUUAAAUCGGAGCUUCACCAGAUCAGCUACGAGAUCACUUGGAUCGACAUCGACCCAACCAACAAUGGCGACAAUGGCUGUGGCGAUUAUUUGUCUAUCAUCGGGUUCGACGAAAAAAUCUGUGGAUACGGUGAUGGAUCAGAGCAGGGUUCGAAAUUUGCUGUUCACUCAGAGUGA
Molecule: messenger RNA, 585 nt
Organism: Oikopleura dioica
Lineage: Eukaryota; Metazoa; Chordata; Appendicularia; Copelata; Oikopleuridae
Source: the annotation of a GenBank genome assembly